AUGGAGCACACACACAGCCUCCUCACUCUGGCGCUAUUGUUCAUCUGCCUCACGGUGGCGGAACUGAAACCCUGCAAGGAAGGAUUUCAAAAUGAAAGGGGUGAAUGUAAAGACGUUAACGAGUGCGAAGACGACCCUGGACCUUGUGGCCCAAAUGCAGACUGUAAGAACACUGUGGGACACUUCUACUGCGAGUGCCAAGAAGGAUACAGGACGUCAACAGGAGGAACCAUCUUCAACGCCUCGUCCUCUGAGACCUGCUUAGAUAUCAAUGAGUGCAUGGAGGACAAAAACAUCUGUGGCCCACAUGCUCAAUGCCAGAACACAGCACCAGAUUACCUCUGCCUCUGUGAGAACGGAUACGCCGACUUAUCCAGUGGGAAAAAAAAGUUUUAUAAGGAGGACAAUGUUUCAUGCAGCGACAUUGACGAAUGCGAUGAGAAGGACAUCUGUGGGAAUAAUGCGACAUGUCAAAACUCAGUAGGAAGUUUUUCCUGUGUCUGUGAGGAAGGAUUUGUACAGAGCCUUUCUGGACACAAGCAAUGUGAAGACAUAUGUGUGAUCAAUAACACAAUCUGUGGAAACGGAACCUGCCACCACAAAGCCGGCGGCCAUUACUGCGCAUGUCACUCCGGCUUCUCAAACUACGGAAACGUAACGUCACGCUGCUCUGAAUUAAACUGUGAAAUAUUUGAAGACGUGGGCAGUCUGAGGGAGAACUUUAGCCCAGCCUAUGACCUGAUGGUGGAUCUGACAGAUCAGUGUAAACAACUGGCCAAAAAUGAGACUACCACCAACUUGGACGGAGAGGGUCUAAUCAAGAGGCUGUUGUCCGUGAUCAACCAACUCCUGUCCGGCAAGCCUUUCCGUGAUAACAGGAAAGUCUCCACCUUUUUGGACAUGGUUGAGGGCAUUGUAGGGCUCACCGGGCUCUUCACCACGCCCCCGGGGCUCAAGAAGUCUUCAAACUACACAGAUCUUAUGCUGCUUUUACAUAAAGGAAGUGUCUUGCCCCAAGGACGAAAAACAUUAUCAGUGACGCACGCCACGUUGGAUAUCCAGAUGGAGGUGGUUGCAGGGGAUCCCUCAAAAUACCCUGACUUUGCUGCAGUGUCACUUCUGACCUAUAAGAAACUUGAAGAAUCUGCCGAUGGAUUUUUUGAUGGUGUAAAAAAACGAGAAGGAGAAACGCUCAAAAUAAACUCUCGAAUAGUGACCAUCACUGUUACCAAUCCAGACACGCACCACCUCAAAGAACCGGUCCUAAUCACAUUGAACCAUCUGCAACAGAAAAAUCAGACAUCCCACUGCGUUUUCUGGGAUUCGUCUAUGAAUGGGGGGGCGUGGUCCACUCGCGGGUGCCAAGUUCUAGAGACAAAUCCAAAAUAUACAGUCUGCUCUUGUAACCAUCUGAGCAGCUUUGCAGUUCUAAUGGCCCUCUAUGAUGUGAAGGACCGAAUUGAAUUGCAGCUCAUAACUUGGAUUGGAAUGUCGCUGUCUUUGAUUUGCCUGUUUAUCUGCAUCCUGACGUUUGGACUGAUCCGCUCUAUUCAAAGUCCAAGAACUAAAAUCCACCUGCACCUCAGUAUCAGCCUCUUCACGGCCUUCUUUAUCUUCCUGAUUGGGAUAUCGCGCACAGAAAACAGGGUCGGCUGUGCUGUGGUAGCGGGACUGCUCCAUUUCUUCUUCCUGGCUUCAUUUUGCUGGAUGUGUCUGGAGGGCAUACAGCUCUUCAGGAUGGUGGUGCUGGUCUUUAACACCUCCUUCAGAACAGUCUACCUGAUGGCAGCCGGUUACGGAGUCCCGGCAGUAAUUGUCUCUGUCUCAGCCCUCGCUAAUGCCAAGGGAUACGGCACGGAGAGAUAUUGCUGGUUAAGCCUGGAUUCCAUUUGGACUUUUUUCGGGCCAGCCUGCAUCAUCAUUUUUGUCAACAUCAUCUUCUUCCUAAUCACUGUAUGGAAAUUGGCGCAGAAGUUUUCAAGUCUUAAUCCUGACCUUGACAAGCUCCAAAAAAUAAAGACAUUCACCAUCACUGCAGUGGCGCAGCUGUGCAUCCUGGGCACAAUGUGGAUCUUUGGUUGCUUCCAGUUUGAGGAAAAUACUAUUGUCGUGUCGUACCUUUUUACCAUCUUUGCCAGUCUUCAAGGAGUUCUUCUCUUUCUCAUGCACUGCUUGUGUUCAAAGCAGGUACGAGACGAAUACCAAAACAUACUGUCCAAAUGUUGUGCACCGCAGAAGAAAUAUUCAGAAUUUGGUUACACGCAUUCCAGCAAAGCACCAGGAUCAAAGAGCACGCAAGACACUGGAGAGUCUAAUAUGUGA
Molecule: messenger RNA, 2322 nt
Organism: Knipowitschia caucasica
Lineage: Eukaryota; Metazoa; Chordata; Actinopteri; Gobiiformes; Gobiidae
Source: the annotation of a GenBank genome assembly